Cooperia oncophora is the source of this 354-nucleotide messenger RNA. The record is from the annotation of a GenBank genome assembly. Lineage: Eukaryota; Metazoa; Nematoda; Chromadorea; Rhabditida; Trichostrongylidae.
AUGUGGCACCCCCACUCUCAGUACUAUUUCGUUCCAGAUAUGUCCUGUAGAGAAAUCCCACGAUGUGAAGUCUCGAUGCACUGUACAUCCGAUGAUGCCUGGAUGAUUAUUCGUAACGAUGUCAUUGACGUGACAAAUUUCCUACAAGAACAUCCAGGUGGAAUGGAAAUCCUCCUCGAAUAUGUCGGAUGUGACGCCACUGACGUUUUCGAAGACGUGGGACACUCAAUAGCUGCCCGUAUUCUGGCCGAAAAGUACAAAAUCGGUAGCUUACCCGAACACGAGCAAACCCACACAACUCAGUACAUUUCUGAGGCUAAGAAGCUAUUAUGCCCAAUGCAUGUUACCGCCUAA